AUGGCCUUUCCUCCCCUGGAGAACCACUACCACAACCACUAUGGAGACUCGGAGGCAGGUGCUGUUGUGCCCCAUGUGCCUGGAGAUCUUCACGCCCCCCCAUCCUGGGUCCUGCCCUGCAUGCACAACUUCUGCUCCACCAAAACUGUCACCACGUCAUUGUUGACCACAGAGCCUGAAACUGAAAAGCUGAUUAGUGAGCUAGCAGCCAGUGCUACAGACACCAAGGACGUGAUCAGCACAGCUGGACUGGCAUUGCUGAAGGGCAUUCGGUACCGAAUGGCUGAGCUGCAGUCCAGAUUGCACCACGACUACUCCACAAAGCUGGAGAAGCUGCAGGCCAUCUCUAACAAGGCCAAAGCCUUUGGACGGCUUUACCAGCAAAUGGAAGCCCUCCUGGAACAGAAUGAAAAUUCUGUCCAGUUCCUACAGGAAGACACAAAAAAAAAUAUCAAAGAAAAGGUAGAAAAAGCACUAGAAGGAAAAGCCUCGAACCAGCGGGAACCAAAGCAUAAAAUUUCCAUGCAAGAGUAUUUUGAAGAGCUCAUCGGGGGAAUCAAUAUCAAGGCUUCUGUCUCCACUGCGUGCGAGGAGGUGCUUCCCAGCACCACUGACCUAACAGAGAUGUGUCGGCCCAAAGGUCCCGCCUUCGAGUUUUCCGAUGAGGGUCCCGACCACCCCUUUCUGCAAGAAAGUGCUGCAGGAAGGUUCUGA
This is a messenger RNA of Calidris pugnax (ruff), 714 nucleotides long. RefSeq lists its product as uncharacterized. The record is from RefSeq and is a predicted model, not a curated record. Bases 1 to 714 code for a protein of 237 amino acids. The transcript is spliced from 2 exons. Lineage: Eukaryota; Metazoa; Chordata; Aves; Charadriiformes; Scolopacidae.